Messenger RNA from Sungouiella intermedia, 1305 nucleotides. NCBI's taxonomy places the organism in Eukaryota, Fungi, Ascomycota, Pichiomycetes, Serinales, Metschnikowiaceae. The record is from the annotation of a GenBank genome assembly.
AUGCCCGGAGGCGGUGACUUCGGUAAGAAAAAAGACGAUAAGAAGAAGGAGAAACCAAAGUACGAACCGCCAGUGGAAUCAAAGUUUGGUAAGAAGAGAAGAAAGGGCCCAGACACGGCCGUGAAGCUCCCAAGUGUAUAUCCAAGUACGAGAUGUAAGUUGAAGUUGUUGAAGUUGGAGAGAAUUAAGGACCACUUGUUGUUAGAGGAGGAGUUUAUUGCCAAUCAGGAAGCAUUCCAGCCCACUGAAGCCAAACAAGCAGAAGAAAGAGAAAAAGUCGAUGAAUUAAGGGGCUACCCCAUGUCGAUUGGUACAUUAGAAGAGAUUAUUGAUGAUGACCACGCCAUUGUGUCGAGCACGGCUGGUUCCGAGUACUAUGUGUCUAUUUUGUCAUUUGUCGACAAGGGCCUCUUGGAGCCCGGAUGCUCGGUUCUUUUGCACCACAAGACUGUAUCGAUCGUGGGUGUUUUGCAGGACGAUGCAGACCCCAUGGUCUCUGUGAUGAAGUUGGAUAAAUCACCUACAGAGUCCUAUGCUGACAUUGGAGGUUUGGAGCUGCAGAUUCAGGAAAUCAAGGAGGCAGUCGAGUUGCCCUUGACCCACCCGGAAUUGUACGAGGAAAUGGGUAUCAAACCUCCAAAGGGUGUCAUCUUGUACGGUGCCCCAGGUACCGGUAAAACCUUAUUGGCCAAGGCUGUUGCCAACCAGACUAGUGCUACGUUCUUGAGAAUCGUGGGAUCUGAAUUGAUCCAGAAGUAUCUCGGAGAUGGCCCAAGAUUGUGUAGACAGAUCUUUCAAAUCGCAGGCGAAUUAGCACCUUCCAUUGUGUUUAUCGACGAGAUUGACGCCAUUGGUACGAAAAGAUACGACUCCACUUCCGGUGGAGAGAGAGAGAUCCAAAGAACCAUGUUGGAGUUGUUGAACCAAUUGGACGGUUUCGACGAUAGAGGAGAUAUCAAGGUCAUCAUGGCCACUAACAAGAUCGAGUCAUUGGAUCCUGCUUUGAUCAGACCCGGAAGAAUUGACAGAAAGAUCUUGUUUGAGAACCCUGAUUCCAACACAAAGAAGAAGAUUUUGACGAUUCACACUUCUAAAAUGAGCUUGGCUGAUGAUGUCAAGCUAGACGAGCUUGUGACGUCCAAGGACGAUUUGUCUGGUGCAGACAUAAAGGCCAUGUGUACGGAGGCAGGAUUGCUAGCCUUGAGAGAGAGAAGAAUGCAAGUCAAGGCAGAGGACUUCAAGGUGGCCAAGGAGAGAGUGCUCAAGAACAAAGUGGAGGAGAACCUCGAGGGCUUAUAUUUGUAG